Sitophilus oryzae (rice weevil) is the source of this 1128-nucleotide messenger RNA. RefSeq lists its product as uncharacterized. Bases 1 to 1128 code for a protein of 375 amino acids. The record is from RefSeq and is a predicted model, not a curated record. NCBI's taxonomy places the organism in Eukaryota, Metazoa, Arthropoda, Insecta, Coleoptera, Curculionidae. The transcript has 3 exons.
AUGCAUCGAGAUUAUUGCGAGAGAAGGUCUGCUUCUAACCAACCGUCAGCCACCUACGAUUAUUAUUCAAGAAUCUUUAAUACAAAAUUCAAUAUUGGCUUUUUCGCACCAAAAAAAGAUCAGUGCGAUCUUUGCGAGUCUUUUAAAAAUGCAUCGGAAGAUGAGAAGAAAGAGUUGGAAAAUAAGUAUAAUGAACAUUUGGAAGAAAAAAAUUUAAGUCGUGAAGAAAAAGAAGAAGAUAAAAUAAAAGCACAAGCUGGAAGCAUUUCUUUGGCUAUUUACGAUUUACAGGCAGUACUGCCUGUACCAGUCGGCCAAUCAUCAGCUUUCUUCUAUAAAUCAAGGCUAAAUUGCUAUAAUUUCACGGUUACGGAAAUAGUAAAAGGUUCAACGAAAGCAUUUUUUUGGCACGAAGUUUUUGGUAAUAGGGGUGCUAUUGAAAUAGGGAGCUGCGUCUUGAUUUACCUAGAAGAACUAUCGAAAAGUCAGCCAGGAUUAGAUAUUGUAUUUUUUUCCGAUAAUUGUAUGGGCCAACAAAAAAAUAGAUUUCUGAUAGCAGCGUAUCUGUAUGCCGUAGAACAUUUUCAAAUUGGUUCAAUCACACAUAAAUUUUUAAUACGCGGACAUACUCAGAAUGAGGCAGAUGCAGUCCACAGCAUUAUAGAGAAGAAAAUUUCAUUGGCCAAGAAGUCUGGACCUAUUUAUAUUCCCGACCAGUACGUUUCCAUUAUCCGGGAAGCCAAGAAGAAGGGAAAGAAAAUUGAAGUUAAGGAAAUGGCUUUUGAAGAUUUCCUUGACCUUAAGGCACUGGCUGAUGACAUGAAUCUUACCAUACAUAAAAACACCCUUGGAAAUGAUUUUAAAAUCAAUGAAGUAAAAAUUUUACGAUUUGUAAAAGGAAGUCAAGAAUUUUAUUAUAAAAAAAGUUAUAAACAGAAAGAAUGGCUUGAAGUAAAUUUUAAACAAAGAAGAAGGUCAAAAAAGGAGAUGAAAGAUCUCAACAUCAAAAAAGCCUACAAUAAACGUUUCGAGUUAUCUGAAAAUAAAAAAAAAGAUUUAUUAAGUUUAGUUAAGUCAAACCUAAUUCCAGCAUUCUACAAAAAUUAUUAUGAAAGUAUUUUAAAUUAG